AUGAGAUCUACGCUCUUGAUCUUGGGCUUACUUGCAAAAUUUGCGGUGGCCUACGAUUGCUCCGUUACUGCUAUCGCGGCACUUUUGCCAGUAAAAUCCAUUGUUUUCUAUGCCACCCAUUAUGAUGCCGGUGCAACAUUCACUCCUCCACCUGAGUAUAACGCAGGUGGUGGUUUGCCAGGCGGUGGUUUGCCAGGCGGUGGGCCAGGCGGUCCACCAGGUGCUCCUCCGGGUGGAGGAGGGUCGAUUAUUCCCCAAGCUGGUUGUAUCGUACAAGGCAAUGUUUCUCUCUCCGCAACUUCACAAUACAGUUUCGGAUUGGCCCUGCCCGAUAACUGGAACGGCAGAUUCUUGACAGUCGAGAAUGGAGGGUUCUCUGGCAGCGUUAGCUGGGGUUCAGUUGUAAGCUUCUUCUAUUAUCGAGGAUGUUCUGCUGGUGGUAAGCAAGGUCUGAAAGAAGUGGAGAUGUUCCCAAAUGACUUCGAUGGAGUUGUUGCAGGCGCUCCAGCAUGGUGGACUACUCAUUUACAGCUUUGGAAUAUGAUUGUGGGAAUCUGGAAUCAGCCUGCAAAUUCUUCCCACUAUAUUCCACCAUCAAUGUCCACUUACCUUGCGGAUGAAGUCAUCAGGGAAUGUAACGCUCAAGAUAGUGUUACUGAUGGAAUUGUGAUGGAUCCUAUCGCAUGCAAGUUCAACGCAACAAAAAAUUUGUGCCGUGCAGGUGCUACAGAUCCGACGACUUGUCUCAACAGCGAUCAAAUAGCUACAUUCAAUAAACUUCAUAGUGACUGGGUCGAAGCUGGACAGUUCAUAUUCCCCUCCUUCACAUUAGGCAGUGAAUGGGGCUGGAAUGGACUUGUUUCUUUCCCAAGUCCACUAGGCACAACAUAUGUGCAGUACAUGCUUGGUCUGGGACCAGAUUGGACUUGGGAGGAUUGGAAUCCAGCGAUCAUUCUUCUUUCGGAUUUACUAAACCCUGGUCACGCAACAGCCGACAAUUUCAACCUUGCACCUUUUUACAAGAAAGGUGGAAAGCUACUUCAUUACCACGGGCUAUCAGAUGCUUCCAUUGCUAAUGGCUCAAGUAUCUAUUUCUACAAUCAAGUUGCCAAAGCUCUGAAACCUCAGGGCAUUAAGCUAGAUGAUUUGUACAAAUUCUAUUUGAUCCCAGGAAUAGGUCACUGCGCAAUGACCUAA
Messenger RNA from Botrytis byssoidea, 1197 nucleotides. RefSeq lists its product as uncharacterized. Bases 1 to 1197 code for a protein of 398 amino acids. The record is from RefSeq and is a predicted model, not a curated record. The transcript is spliced from 4 exons. Lineage: Eukaryota; Fungi; Ascomycota; Leotiomycetes; Helotiales; Sclerotiniaceae.